Messenger RNA from Cydia amplana, 2712 nucleotides. It is a transcript of the gene ClC-c, whose product is annotated as H(+)/Cl(-) exchange transporter 5. Bases 89 to 2689 code for a protein of 866 amino acids. Gene Ontology annotation, cellular component: plasma membrane; early endosome; Golgi apparatus. The record is from RefSeq and is a predicted model, not a curated record. Gene Ontology annotation, molecular function: voltage-gated chloride channel activity. Gene Ontology annotation, biological process: transmembrane transport; chloride transport. Lineage: Eukaryota; Metazoa; Arthropoda; Insecta; Lepidoptera; Tortricidae. The transcript is spliced from 18 exons.
UAUAAAUGACUAAUUGAGGAAAAUUAUCUAGGCCUUUUUUGGCUUUGUAAUGAUGCAACAUCAAUAGGCUUCUAAAAGGGAAGCAGUCAUGGAAAGAUUUCCUUUGAAGUCUACAACACCUAAAAUGAGCACAACAUAUCAGUCUGUGUACAAAAAGGGGUCGAGCGGCAGGAAUGGGGCCGGCCUGGGUGCGGGCGGGGCCGACGAGCUGGUAGAGAUCGCGGCGACGCGGCCGGCCCACGGCGACAGCGCGCCCACCAGCCACGGCACUUUCCAACUCUACGAGCACGGCGCCAGGAACAACCAGCCGGACAAUACUCCCAACUCUUGCAUUGCUCAAUAUUUUGGCGAAUCUACUGGGGACGCAGUUAUAUUUUCUGGAAUGCAGGGCGAUGACGAUAUCCCUGGCAUCGGUCAGUAUGACGACUUCCACACGAUCGACUGGCAGCGUGACAUCGCUCGGGACCGCAUGCGCCACAGAUACAUAGUCAAGAAAAGGCAAGACUCAAUAUGGGACUUAAUAAAAGGCGCACACGACGCGUGGUCGGGCUGGGUGUGCGUGCUGCUGGUGGGCGUGUGCACGGGCGUGGUGGCCGGCGUCAUCGACAUCGGCGCCUCCUGGAUGACGGACCUCAAGUUCGGCAUCUGUCCGCAGGCCUUCUGGUUCAAUCAAGAACAAUGCUGUUGGUCUGACAAUGAAACUACAUUUGAUCAUGGAAAUUGUUCACAGUGGGUGACUUGGCCCGAGCUGCUGGGAGGCUCCCGCGAAGGCCCAGGCGCCUACAUCGUCAGUUACCUGUUCUACAUAGUGUGGUGCCUCAUAUUCGCGGCUCUCUCAGCGUCGCUCGUGCGCAUGUUCGCGCCCUACGCCUGUGGCUCUGGUAUACCUGAAAUUAAAACGAUUCUCAGUGGUUUCAUCAUCCGAGGCUACCUCGGCAAGUGGACGCUGAUCAUAAAGGUCGUGGGCCUGAUAUUGUCAGUGUCCUCUGGCUUGAGUCUCGGGAAGGAAGGGCCCAUGGUGCAUAUCGCGAGUUGCUUGGGUAACAUAUUGUCAUAUUUGUUCCCUAAAUAUGGGCGCAAUGAGGCUAAGAAACGUGAGAUCCUGUCCGCCGCCGCGGCGGCGGGCGUGUCCGUCGCCUUCGGGGCGCCCAUCGGCGGAGUGCUCUUCAGUCUAGAGGAGGUAUCAUAUUAUUUCCCUCUGAAAACGCUGUGGCGCUCGUUCUUCUGCGCCCUGAUAGCGGCUUUCAUCCUGCGCUCGAUCAACCCCUUCGGCAACGAACAUUCUGUGCUCUUCUUCGUGGAGUACAAUAAACCGUGGAUAUUCUUCGAGCUGAUACCAUUUGUUGGGUUGGGGAUUAUAGGAGGCUGCAUCGCGACGAUAUUCAUAAAGGCGAACCUGUACUGGUGCCGCUACCGCAAGUACUCGAAGCUGGGCCAGUACCCGGUGACGGAGGUGCUGGUGGUGACGCUGGUGACGGCCGUGAUCGCGUACCCCAACCGCUACACGCGCAUGAACACCAGCCAGCUCAUCUACCUGCUCUUCAACCAGUGCGGCAUCUCCAACUCCGAUCCGCUAUGUGACUACAAUCGCAACUUCACGGACGUGAACUCUGCCAUCGAGAAGGCGGCGGCGGGCCCGGGCGUGUACCAGGCCAUCUGGCUGCUGUUCCUGGCGCUGGUGGUGAAGCUGGUCAUGACGGUCUUCACCUUCGGCAUCAAGGUGCCCUGCGGCCUGUUCAUCCCCAGCCUCGCGCUCGGCGCCAUCGCCGGCCGCAUCGUCGGCAUUGGCGUGGAGCAACUGGCGUUAAAGUACUCUAAGAUCUGGCUGUUCUCGGGCGAGUGCUCGACGGGCGACGACUGCAUCACGCCGGGGCUGUACGCCAUGGUGGGCGCCGCCGCCGUGCUCGGCGGCGUCACCAGGAUGACAGUGUCACUGGUGGUGAUAAUGUUCGAGCUGACGGGCGGCGUGCGGUACAUCGUGCCGCUGAUGGCGGCGGCCAUGGCGUCCAAGUGGGUGGGCGACGCGCUCGGCAAGCAGGGCAUCUACGACGCGCACAUCGCGCUCAACGGCUACCCCUUCCUCGACAGCAAGGACGAGUUCCAGCACACCUCGCUCGCCGCUGACGUCAUGCAGCCCAAGCGCAACGAGUCGCUGUCGGUGAUGACGCAGGACUCGAUGACGGUGGAGGACGUGGAGGCGCUGCUGAAGGAGACGGAGCACAACGGCUACCCGGUCGUCGUCUCCAAGGAGUCCCAGUACCUCGUCGGCUUCGUGCUGCGCAGGGAUCUCAACCUCGCCAUGGCCAACGGCCGGCGCAUGAUGGAGGGCAUCACGGGCCAGUCGCUGGUGAUGUUCGCGGGCGGCGCGCCGCCGGGCGGCUCGGGCGCGGCCGGACACGCGCCGCCGGGCGGCUCGGGCGCGGCCGGACACGCGCCGCCGGGCGGCUCGGGCGCGGCCGGCCACGCGCCGCCGCCGCUCAACCUGCACCGCAUCCUCGACAUGGCGCCCAUCACCGUCACCGACCAGACGCCCAUGGAGACCGUCGUCGACAUGUUCCGCAAGCUCGGCCUGCGCCAGACGCUCGUCACGCAUAACGGGCGAUUGCUGGGCGUAAUCACGAAGAAGGACGUCUUACGCCACGUGAAACAGAUGGACAACGAAGAUCCUAAUUCUGUUUUAUUCAAUUGAUUAAACGAAAUAAUAUAAAGCGA